Messenger RNA from Spodoptera exigua (beet armyworm), 476 nucleotides. Lineage: Eukaryota; Metazoa; Arthropoda; Insecta; Lepidoptera; Noctuidae. The record is from the annotation of a GenBank genome assembly.
AUGCGAUUGUUGCUAAAAGACGGUUUACCACUGACAUGGCGAAGUUUCUGGUUCUUUUGCUGUUCACUACAGCAGCGGUCGCCAUUGCUACCCGCGUUGCCCGGUCUCCAGGUGGUCUUGGCUGGCAAUCAAGCUACGGCGGUCUACCUAACAGUGGUAUCCAACGGUCUUCUGACAGCAAUUGGGGUGGACCUGGCCUCAUUAGAUCAGCCAGGAAUGGUGGAUGGGACAGCAACACCGUUGGAUUUAAUGCUCGAAGCCGAAGUAACAGUUUCGGGUAUAGAAAGUCUUCAAACAACGGGUGGUCACAAAAUGGAUAUAGUUCAAACGCAGGGUAUAAUGAUAUCUUCUCUAGAUCAUAUCCUGAGUAUACCGGAAGAUCCUCAGAUUCCACUGUGAUAGACAGUGUAGAUUCCUCACCUUGGGACGAUUCAGGAUUUUAUUCGAAAUAUUGGCAAUCUAUGGGAUGGUAGGUG